CUUGGCUCCCUUCGUUUUGAUUCGGUUCCCACAGAUUCUCCAGUGAAGACCUCCCCACCCGUGGACCGAACCAGAACCGAACAAGGUACCGUUUCCGGUCAGAUUCGGGUUCUAGUUCCACGUCCGUUCUGGACACGUCUCGUGCCUCAGAGGCUGGGUGUGUUCGGGUUGACCCGGACCGGAAUUCGGCUCCUGUAGCGCGGUUCUGAGGAAUGAGCCCGGCUCAGGUCCACCCGAACCACCACCAUGGAUUCUAAAGAUCUGGGAGCCCAUCUGGAGGAGAAGCUGACCCUCACGGACAAGACACAGCGACCAGAACCCCGGCACGCGCUGCCGUCGAUGACACAACGCUCCCGGUCUCGGUUCGGCACUUACUUGUGUGGCGAGGUGGAGAAGGGAGGGCCCGGGCGGGAUUCGAUCCCCAGACUCCCGGGUGAGGGACAUCCCCUUGGCCAAGUAGCCCGGGAGCACGGUCAGUCGGGACCCUGACGGGACGCUCACACUUGCACACUUGUGCACCUCGCACUCGGAGCCUUGCUGCACACUUUGUCCAAGUGCACUUUGCUGAAGGCAGUGUUGGGAGUGGGCCUUGUUCUCUCACCCUAACCCUAGACACGCACAAACUCUGAUCCGGAGUGCUCCAGGCUCAGCAGAACCUCCUGCUGUAACUCAUCAUUUGGACUCCGUCCGUUUCUUGCGGUUCUGACUCACGGUUUGAGUACUGGGCUGUUGUCUGGUCCAAGUUCCAGCUGUCAGACGGGCUCACCUUUCAGGAGCUCCUGGUGGACCCAGUGAGUCCAGUAGCUGCAGAACCAGGACCUGGACUCGGACCUGAAUGGAAUGGAUCGGGUCUCUUGACUCCAUCCAAAACAUUUGAACCAUGACUCAUCUUGCUGUCAUGUGCUGGGCGGAGCCUGUCCAGGCCAUUGGAACUAACCAAUCAGAAUGAUUGAAACAAAUCAAUAAACUGAAGGAAAUGAGGUUUGAGUGAACUCACUCCGUGGUUCUGACCUGUUUCACCGAGUCAGCAGCCAGCUUGAUACAGAGUUUGUUCCUGUGGGUUCUACAGAAGUUUCGGCUCGGUUCUGAGUCCGCUUGUGUGAGAUGUGAGCUUCCUGUUUCCUGUUUACCAAAAUAAAAGCUCCACCCGUCUCUUGUUACUGCUGCAUCUCAGAAUAUUUAGUCAAACCUACAGGAUCACAAAAACCCGUUAAACACCGGUGUUCUGAUUCCUUCAUGAUGUGAAUCAGCUGGUAACAGAGUUCUAAAGAGGUCAAAGCUGGAGUUUCGGUUCUGGUUCUGAGGUUUGUUCCGGUUCUAGGAAUGUGUUUCCUGUUUCUUCUCCCUGGGGCGUGGAGCCUUGUGUUUCCGGUUCUCCUGGUAUUCAUACAGGAGAGGUCCUUCAGGAACGCACGAGAAACUCCUGCAGACAGUCCAGCUGAAGCCCAGACACCACAGAUGGUUCUGACCCAGCUCUACCCCUGCAAUCGGACUCUCAGUCUAUCCAGAAUGAGAAGAACUCAGGAAAAGAUCUUCUGACUCCAGAAGACUCAGCUGUUUCAGACUUGUCCCAUAAAUCAGACACUGUCUCAAAGACAUUCUCCUCCAGGACUGAAGCCAGACCUUACAGCCCCGGGUCCACACCCGGCCCCUGCAGCAGCCCACAGCCCAAGAAAGAUUCAAUGAGCUCAGAGCAGAGACAGAAGCUAGCACGGGAGCGAAGGGAGGAGCGAGCUCGAUACAUUGGACGUCUUUCACCUGCUCUUUCUUUGUUUUUGAUGCUCUCAGAACAACAGACUAAACUUCAAGCAGCGAAGAAGGCCCAAUGGCUGGAGAAGGAGGAGAAGGCUCGGCAGUUGAGGGAGAACCAGCUGGAGGAGCGCAGAAGAAGGCUGGAGGAGCAGAGGAUGAAGGCUGAGAAGCGUCGAGCCCUGCUGGAGGAGAAGCAGAAACAGAAGCUAGAGAAGAACAAGGAGCGAUACGAAGCAGCAAUCAGAAGGUCAACCAAAAAAACGUGGACUGAGAUCCGCCAGCAGAGGUGGUCCUGGGCGGGGGGACUCAACCAGACCUCACGUAGAGAAAGCAGAUGCUCGGCCUCUACAGUCAACUUGCCGAGACAGGUGGACCCUGUCCUUAACAACAGGCUGUCCAAGUCCUCCGCCACGCUCUGGAACUCUCCCAACAUAACCCGCAGCCUGCGUCUGAGCCCGUGGGAGAGCCGUAUCGUGGAGCGUCUGAUGACGCCAACGCUAUCCUUCCUAGCCCGCAGCCGUAGUGCUGCCACCCUCCUGAACAACAGCGACUCCUCCUCAGCCAGCCCGUUUGGCUCCUCCUUCCAUCAGCAUCAGAACUCAGCUGAGCGCUGGAGAGUUUCCUCUGCCAGCACGCCAGACAUCACGCAGCGGCAGCGCCGACAGAACUCCACACCGGUGGAGAAGAAGAAGAAGGAGAAGAAGGACAAGGAGCGAGAAAAUGAACAGGAGAAGAUUGCUCUGACCAAAGAGAGAGUGCAGAAGAAGAGACCGAUGACAUCAUCACCAAGCGCCACCAACCAGAGAUUCAGGCCUGAGAGCAGUGCUCCGAGGCCCAGGAACAGACCUCCUUCUCCUGCUGCACCCAAAAGUCAUCCCCUGUCCCCCCUGGUCGCAGCAACCACCUCUAAGACACCUCCUCCUUCUGCCGGCACCAAGACCCGACCCAGAAGGGCCCAGACCCCCGUCAGAGUGCAGCCCCAGACAGUGUCCACGGUCGCCAUGGGAACCAGACCUGAGCCUGGAAGAGUCCAUGCCUCAGAGGAGAAAAAGGCCUGUGGUAAUGUUCCUGCCAUCGUAGUCACUUCAUCUCCACUCAAGCCCCCAGCUUUCAGCCCACCAAUAGUUUCGGCUCCAGCUCCAUCUAGAGUGAGUCCACCGCCGCCCCCGAGUCCCCGCCCCCCUCCGACUAGCAAAACAUCAGCUGGCACCAAUGACCCGGAGGAGGCAGCUCGUAUCCUGGCUGAAAAACGGAGACAAGCCAGAGAGCAGCGGGAAAGAGAGGAGCGGGAGCAUCUGGAUCAGGAGCAGCACAUCAGGGUUCUGCGGGAGGAGACGAUGGUGCAGGAGGCGGAGGAGAGGAAGCGCAGAGAAGAAGAGGCUCGCUUCAUGAAGGUGCAGCAGCCCCUGAGAGACAAAGCUCAGCAGGCUAAAGAGCAGGAGGAGGUGCAGCAGAAAGUGAUGGAGGAGCAGGAGCAGAGCCAGAGGCUUCAGAAGCAGAAGGAGGAGGCUGACUCCAGAGCCCGAGAGGAGGCGGAGCAUCAGCGCACAGAGAGGGAGAAACACUUCCAGAAGGAGGAGCAGGAACGAUUGGAGAGGAAGAAGCGCCUGGAGGAGAUCAUGAAGAGGACUCGGAAGAGUGAUGCAGGAGAAAAGAAAGACGUCCGAGCGUCCCUGCAGGUCAACGGCUCUGAGCUCAGUCAGGGUCCAGUGAGCCUUCCAGGCCCUGCUGCAGCGCCCCCCCAACCCCCACAGACCGGUCCCAUGCUCGUCAACGGCAUCCAGCCUGCUGCGCACCAGAACGGGGUGUCAGCCAAUGGCAGCCUGGAGGAGAUGAUGGACAGCCAGCUGCAGGGCGGGCUGCAAGCCUUCGAGGGGGCGGAGCCUUUCCUGAUGAAGACAGGUGCCAUGAAGCCUCAGCACAUCGCAGAGGUCCUGUGAGUUGCCAUGGAGAUGGGCCUCAUCGCUCCAGAUCUCUUCCCGUCCCACAAUCCUCUGUGGGCUCCGCAGCAGCGUGCCAAACGUCGGGUGGAGGAGGAGCUGGAACAUUCAACCUUCUGCUUGUUUUGGUGCAUCCGUGUUCCGCCGGCGCUCCGGGAGACUAACCCCGGAUCAGCGCCACGUGUUAUCCUACUUCCUGUUGUUCUGAUGUUCGUAGUCGUGUUUGCUGUUUUUGUCUUAAAGUGUUGACUUAUUUAACAGUGGCUGCCUCAGAGAUCUAAUAAAGCUUUAUGACAAA
Nothobranchius furzeri (turquoise killifish) is the source of this 3990-nucleotide messenger RNA. The record is from RefSeq and is a predicted model, not a curated record. NCBI's taxonomy places the organism in Eukaryota, Metazoa, Chordata, Actinopteri, Cyprinodontiformes, Nothobranchiidae.